Molecule: messenger RNA, 1338 nt
Organism: Eruca vesicaria subsp. sativa (arugula)
Lineage: Eukaryota; Viridiplantae; Streptophyta; Magnoliopsida; Brassicales; Brassicaceae
Source: the annotation of a GenBank genome assembly
AUGGCAGACAUAUGUAAUGAUGUGGUGGAAGAUAUCCUGGUAAGGCUUCCGGUGAAAUCUAUCUUGCGAUUCAAGUCUGUUUCGAGGCGAUGGAAAUCGUUGAUGGAAUCGGAGCGUUUCGUCCAGAGACAUGUCAAGAAUUCUCGCCGGAAAAUCCUUUUAGCUCUGGACAGCGACGGUGCUGCACCGAGCCUUUUCCUCUUUGGAGAAGAAGAACAUCAAGAAGAAGAAGAAGAAAAAGAUAUCUGGUAUAUCCGCAAUUGUGACGCUUCCAUUGCUUCGCUGACGUGCGACGGCUUGAUAUGCAUCCCUCGCUCUGAUUCUAUUCAAGUUUGUAAUCCGGCUACACGAGAAUCUCGUCGGUUUCCUCCGGGAGAACAUCUCUCCUCCUCCACGGAAUUUCGUAAAGGAAAACGUAUCCCCAUCGCAUCACUUGUUCACAUCCAACAUUUGAACAAUCUCGUGGCUGGAUUUCCGACGAGAGUAAGCACGUUUGGAUUCGGUAAAGAUGAAGUCACGGGAACAUACAAAGUGGUUGAGCUACGUGGUAACGAUUCAGGAUCAAACCUCGUUCUUGAUUGCAAUGUUCUUGACCUCGAAACAGGGCAAUGGAGACAAUUAGGCGUCGUUCCUCACCGGAUUUUUAUUACAGAGAGAUCAGUCUAUGUCAAUGGUUCGGUUCACUGGUUCACUGUUGAUCUCUGGGAACUGGACGCACCGGGUAUAGUUGCAUUUGAUCUUCAUACAGAAGAGUUUAGAGUCAUCUCCUACCCCAACUUUUCGUCAGACGCUCCCCUUUCAGCUGAGCUUCUGAGCCUCGGGGAGAAUCGUCUCUCAGUGUCCGAGAUGAGGGCCACUCCUGAUGUCCAUCUCCAUAUUUGGACCAUGGUUGAUGAAACAUGGGUUAAGAUGCAUUCAAUAUGUUUGUGCCGUCUUUACAAGCCACGAUUAGGAAGCUUACAGCGAUUCACACCCGUGCUAAUUUCUAAGCAAGGAGAUGGCGUCGUCUUCUUCUUCCUUUGGGAUUAUCAACAUACAUUGUUCAAGUCUUCCACCAACACUGUCUUCACUCAAAAGAUUUAUACAGACGCUCGUGUUGUUGAUUCUUCUUACAUCCCAACUCUGGUUCCGGUUCCCAUUCCUUGCUGCUUUCAGUGCACUUGCUGCAUGUUUGGGAAGAAACCAGUUGAGCAGUUCUUGAAGGCACUAGACGAACUUACCUUGAAGGACACUACAAAUUUCACCAGCAAGAUAAUUUCAAAGCCUUUGACAAUGGAUUCCUUUGGAGAUGUGUUUUCUGUUCCAAGCUACGAUACCGUAAGCAGCAAGUUUUGUUGA